UCCUGGUCUGAUGUGCAGGGUCGGUGGUGUGUGCCCCUCGUCCUUUGGAGGAAGACACAGGACACGGGCACAGCACGGGGCUUACAGAUGCCGAGCUCACUCAGCCCCCUGGGGGCAUGUUCUGGGCACAAAGACUUAGCUGGGGCCUCCUGCCAGCCCUGCUCCUGCACCUCCCUCUUGUCCCCAGGCCUCUUCUCCCAAGGCUAAGGGCCAAGGGCCACCUCCAGGUCUGGGCCCAGGAGGCUGCAGAGGCUGAGGACUGUGGCCCGGAACUGCCCCGCCCCUCAGCAGACCCCGCCCCCACCAGGUCAGACAGCAGGUGGAGAGCCCUUCCAUCCUGCCAGAGAUCCUGCUAGAGGUGUGUUUCGUGUCCCAGCAGGGAGCUGAGGCUUGCGUGGCAUUUGAGGGAUGGGUCAUCUGCUGUCACCGAGUGAUUCACUAAGGUCCUGGGUGACUAACCCAAGGGAGGAGCCCGUUGCUCAGGGCUGGCGACAGCUCCCAGUCCAGCCACCGUGGGCACCUGGGCUGUGGACACAGGGCGGCAGCCUCCUCUUCCUCCCGGGCGCAGCCCGAGCCCCACAGUGGGUACCUGCGUGCCUGGAGUUCACGUCAGAACAGGAGUCCCCGGAGCCGGGCCAGGGGGAUGAACCGCGAGGGCGCGUCCGGGAAGAGUCCGGACGAGGUGUACAUCCAGCAGAAGGUCCGCGUGCUACUCAUGCUGAGGAAGAUGGGCUCCAACCUGACGGCCAGCGAGGAGGAGUUCCUGCGCACCUAUGCCGGCGUGGUCAGCAGCCAGCUCAGCCAGCUGCCCCAGCACGCCAUCGACCAGGGUGCGGAGGACGUGGUGAUGGCCUUCUCCAGGUCAGAGACGGAGGACCGCAGACAGUAGCCGCCGUGAGCCCCUCGGGACGCCCAGGAAGCUGUGAGGGCCAGAGUCGGUGGGCAGCUCCUGAAAGUGACCACCACCGUCCCUCCUCCCUCCCCCUGCCCGCCCCUCCCCCAACCUGGCCACGGAGCGGGGCUGACACCCCAGGAGACACCAGCGUGGUGCGUUUACAGUUGGCUUAAAGGGAUGGACUCACGAUUGGCUACAGGAAGAACCCUUUUUAUUUUUAAAUCUUGACCAACGGAAACCUUUUAUUUUUAUUUCUGACUCUUAUUUUUUUAAAAAAUUUGCGCCUCGGUAUCCGGCUUCCCAGGAAGUUGUCCGAGCUCUGGUGCUUUAUUUAGGUCAUUUUUUAGGAUCGAGAAGAGGCCUGAUUGGCUGCUUAAACUGGAAAAGGAUGGUGAUUGGCUGGCUAGUGGGACAGGGUCUUGUCUGUGAUUGGCUGCAGGUAUUCCGCUGAUACCAACCGCUUCACUAUGCUGAAUGCAGAAAACAGGGUCUGGGACAUUGGUUGUUAUUUUUGACUUGAAAAAAAAAAAAGCAAUCAAGUA
Messenger RNA from Cavia porcellus (domestic guinea pig), 1437 nucleotides. RefSeq names its product catenin beta interacting protein 1 (gene Ctnnbip1). Bases 409 to 1068 code for a protein of 219 amino acids. Gene Ontology annotation, cellular component: beta-catenin destruction complex; cytosol; nucleus. Gene Ontology annotation, molecular function: beta-catenin binding. Lineage: Eukaryota; Metazoa; Chordata; Mammalia; Rodentia; Caviidae. The record is from RefSeq and is a predicted model, not a curated record. Gene Ontology annotation, biological process: negative regulation of Wnt signaling pathway. The transcript has 5 exons.